GUGCUGCUGGUGCGUCAGGCGUCCGAUGACCGCUUCCCUUCACCUUGCAGUCCAGCGACCUGACAAGGAGGAACACCGCCGGGACCUAACCUUGUACAAGAGGCUAAGAACGAACGGGCAAAUCUACCGUAAAUCUUUCCAUCCUCUCUUUCCAUAAUAUUCUUUGCUAGCAUGGAAAAGUGUCGUUGAAUUGCCUUUGUCCGUCUCCUAUCUAAACCUACCUAUAAACCUAGCACGUGCUUGAACCAACCACUUACCCUGGCUUUCCCUGAAACGACUCUCCAAACAAAGGGAAACUCAUCGGGCCAGAAGCGAUCAUUCCUUCCGUUGCGCUUUUUGCCCCGUGAACUUGGACCCUUCCCUUAGGACGGCACACAACUAAAAGGUCUCCUCGGAACCACCCGACGCCUUGUGUGGAGGCGACGAACAGUCAGGCACCUUCCGUCCCACUCUUGUCUUUUUACCAAACCCCAAAAAAAAACUUAGCGCGGCGACCUCGACCCUUUUCCACCUUUCAACACUCGACGCCGACAACCUCAUUAUCGCGGUUCCGUGUUCAACAUAUCCGACUCGAUUAGCUUGUGCUACAGAGUACGACGCCGACUCCAGUCAUCCCUUCUCUAGGUAUCUCCGCUGGUGGCCCCCCCCGAGACUGCUGAUGCGCAGACACAUGCUCGUCAUUCCCCAGCAACGUCAUUUCUCGGGCUUCUGUUAGAACCUUCGUCUUUUCGCUACUCCUAUCCCUUCUUGGGCUUUUCGGCGGUUUUGAAAGGGCGGAUCUUCGACCUCAUUGACCAUCAGCCGAUCCAAAUCCCCAGCCCGGCGCGAGUUCGUUACCUCAAUCUUCCCUCGUCGGACCUCGUAUUCAUCCGAAAAAAUUCUUGGUUGCUGCUGAGAAAGGCCUCACAUCAGCCAUCGCCUAUCACGCCACGUACCGAUUCAGCCGCCGCCGCCGCCAGUCAUUCCAGCAAAAGUCAUCAAGUUGGCGGGCUCUAUCCGUGAAAGCGUUUCGGCUGUUCGUUCGCUCCUAGGUCCCAGCUUCUGGGUCUAUAGUGGAGUGGACAAGAAACCCCCUUAAUUCGACAUCGCUCGAACCAAGAUUUCCCAUUUUGAACAAACAUCUGCAAUUUAUGUUUUCCGAUCUUGCGCUUUGGUAGCCGACGUUGACGACGACACCCUUUUGUCCCCCUUCUUGUUGCGCCAUUCGGUCAUCGUCGCGGACGGCUCCUGGCCGUUCGCUGCCAUCCGCUGGUGCCUUUUGAGUCGACCUUUCGACGACAAUAUGCGAACCGACUGAUCACCCCCCAUCCCGGGCGUUGAGGGCCAUAGCCGACCCUUCAAUUAUUUCACCAACGACGAUAUAGCAAAGACAACCGAUAUCACACUUAAUUUAACCCACCCAGCCAAGAAGCGACUCCGCUUGUCGCAACGAUGUUUGACCAGGAGGAAAACGUGGGGAACUCCGGGUACUCAACCCCGGUGCCCGAACUUGACGACCACCGGAACCAAUCCGUUUCUGUCCAACGACCCGACCGUCCUCGACGCGGAACAUUCGAUUCUCUAUACGGGCCAGGACAGGUGAUUGAGACGGGCCCAACACGCAGCGAUUCGUUCCAGGGCACAAGGAUCCGAGAUUUUGAGGAAGCUGUUGUUGACGAGGAGGAUCAGGAGAACUCGCCAGUUUAUCGGAGAGAUCGGCGAGGAACUGUAGAGUCUGCUGUGUUAGAUGUUCGGUCUAUCUCACCCCCGAACUCGGUUAAGGCUUUCGCGGAAGCACGCCGAAGGGAGCGAGAUCUCUCCUUCUCCGAGCCAACGAGACCUGAGCGUCGAGUCGAAGAGCCACCCGAGCUGCAGCGGGCUAACUCUAUCGUCAGUCGCCGUAGCUACCGCAGCAAGCAGCCGACGGUGAUUGAUGACACCGCCAGCUUGGCCACCAACAAAUCCGCGGAGGAAGACGUUUGCUUCCCCUUGCAAGAUGAUCAUAGGGAUGACAACUUGCAUAUCGAUUUCCACUACUUGGAGACCUUUAUCAAGGCUGAGAAUGAAGCCCGACAGUCAGCUCGCCGCCCCUCGGCCAUCCGUGUCUUCCCCGAUUUGCGGCCUGCCGAGCCCGAUGUUACCCCCACCGUACCAAUGGUAACACUGGAUGGGGAUAUCCUUUCGGCCCCUUCGGAGACGGAUAUUCGGCGGGAAAAGAGUCAUGAGACAGACGACGAUGCCGAGGCCAAAAGGACUCCACCACCGCCACAACCUCAGGUUGACCAGAGCCGGGUCAGUUUCUUUUCCUCAGCUUGGGAAUCCACGAUCCACGCUGCCGACCUGGAGGGUUUGAUUUUGCCCGGGGAGGACAUUAGAGGGCUUUUCAGUUUCCCAAAGGGGGAGACUGAUGGAGUCUGGUGGCUCAAUAUGAACAAUCCCUCCGAAGAAGAAGUCCGUGCCGUCUGCAGAGCUUUUGGCAUCCACCCCUUGACAAUUGAGGAUAUCACCACGCAGGAAUCCCGGGAGAAGAUUGAGCUUUUCCCAUCCUACUAUUUCGCCUCGUUCAGAUCGUUCUUCAUUGAGGUAGAGGAUACCACCGGGGAAAAGGAGUACGUGCCCUUCAACAUUUACGUGGUAGUGUUUCGCGAAGGCACAUUGAGCUUCAGCUACGCCAACAAUUCCCAUGCCUCACAUGUGAGGAAGAGAAUUACGAUGCUGAAGGACUAUGUCUCAUUGAGUAGCGAUUGGAUUUGCUACGCCCUGAUUGACGACAUUGUCGAUUCGUUCGCUCCCGAAAUCAGCAAACUUGAGCACGAAACCGACCAGAUCGAGGACGAUGUGUUCAUUGCUCGGUCCGACGACAUGGCUCAGUUCUUGAAGAAGAUUGGCAUUGCUCGCAAGAAUGUCAUGGGCUUGAUGCGCUUGCUCGGCGGAAAAGCAGAUGUCCUCAGGGGCUUCACCAAGCGCUGCAACGAGAACUACAAAGUCACGCCACGUAUGGACAUUGGUCUAUACCUCGGUGACAUCCAGGACCACGUAGUGACCAUGAUGACCAACCUGGGCCAUUUCGAGAAGAUGCUGUCUCGUGCACACAGCAACUACCUCGCUCAGAUUUCCAUCGACGGCAUCAUCCAGGGAACUGCUACGAACCGUGUCCUCAGCAAGAUCACCCUGCUGGCCUCCAUCAUCGUCCCGCUCAACGUGGUGACUGGUCUGUUCGGCAUGAACGUUCACGUCCCAUGGGGAGGCAUGGAGACUAUGGUCCCCUUCUACGUUAUUCUGGCCUUUUUCUUUUCAUUCUGCAGUUUGUCGUACAUUUUUGCGAAGCACAAAAAGUUGAUAUAAAUAACGAUGGGCUGGAGUCUCAUGCGAGGAAAUGUGGAACCGUUUUCUAAUAGCUUCUCGUUUUUUUUGGUAUACAGGGAAAGGGCUGCCAAGCAAUGUCGAUAACAUGGCUGUUAUAACAUGGGAGUGUGGCGGUACUAUCGCUUUGUAUACCGUUUUUUUUUUCUUGACGGGAUAGACCAUAGAUGCGUUGGUAGAUACCCCGAAACGUUUGAUAAUAGUGUUGACUCAGGCUGAGUUUCUUGUGAGGGCAGUUAGUUCUGAAUAUUCUACUGAAUUUGUGC
This is a messenger RNA of Neurospora crassa OR74A, 3608 nucleotides long. Its product is annotated as CorA family metal ion transporter. Gene Ontology annotation, biological process: intracellular magnesium ion homeostasis; magnesium ion transmembrane transport. Gene Ontology annotation, cellular component: plasma membrane. Gene Ontology annotation, molecular function: magnesium ion transmembrane transporter activity. The transcript is spliced from 2 exons. NCBI's taxonomy places the organism in Eukaryota, Fungi, Ascomycota, Sordariomycetes, Sordariales, Sordariaceae. The record is from RefSeq and is a predicted model, not a curated record. Bases 1432 to 3324 code for a protein of 630 amino acids.